UAAUUAUCAGUCUAUAAUUUAUAAUUAUUUUGAAAAUACGAAACUACAUACAAUACUGGGUGGCAGCUGUCAAGCUUUUCUUUCAAGUUUUCUGUUGUCUGUUCUCAGUUCUGACAUUUCCAAUAUUUUUUGGCUGUUGUGUUGAUGAUUUAUUUCCAAACAAAUUUUUAGGACAUUGCUUCGUAAAUCAAUUGAAAAUUAAACGAAUGUAAAGAGUCUAGAAAACAAGUAUGGGAAUAGCAAAUUUUAUUGUUUUGAAUUCGUUUUGAUUAUGUCUGCUCGAAACUAUUUAUCGGCACGGGAAAAAAGUAUAAGUAAACUAAUCGAUUGUUUGCCAAAUAUUAACCAGCAGAAAUUUGGUUAUCGUUCGGGGCAGGAGCUGCCGCCCUUGUCAGCAAAUACGAGCAGUUUUGUGAACCGAAAUUUGAAUUAUUCAUUUGAAGUGCAACCUUAUAUGGUAAACAGUCUGGAGAGGGCCGGGACACCGUUUUCAGACUUUUUCUCCGAGAGUGAAACCGGAACUCCAGAUUUCCACAGUGAGGAAAGCGACAGUAGUUCUGGGUCAGCACUGCGCCGCAGCACAGCUGAAGCUACCAAGACAUUGGCAGCUGAGUGGGAUCGGAUUGAGAGAACUUUGUACAAUGAGGAUGGGGAGAAGUGCACAAGACCACAGAUUGUUGACGAGUGCAAGCAGUGGAGACAGCUACACCCACAACUCAGAGUCGUCGGCAAAGCUAUUCAAUUGCCCGAAAAACGUUUAUCGUACAGACAGAUGGAACACGACGAGGUCAUCGCUAUGCAUUACAGCGACUACGAAGAGUUCAGCGAGAGCGAGGAGCGGCUCUCGCAGAGUUCCACUGAUGUCACGCCUCAGAACUCGCCCCGCGUCUCUAUCGAGGACUUGGGCGAACACAGGCUGUCCAGGGAAAAGGUAUCCUUCUAUCCAAUGUAUAAUGACGAAUCUGAUUUACCCGACGCCUUCUGCUCUCUGCUCCAAAUCACACCGAUACAAAUUCAUAGCCCCUAUAGAAAGAGACAGAAUCCGUCCAUUCUGAGGUCUGAGCUAGCGUCCUCCAAGUGGAUGAGGAAUCCUAGGCCUGAUUCAUCGUUAAAUUGUGAUAGAAAUAGUGCUAAGUCUUUUGUUUCGUUGGAUACUAGAAAUUACGGGAAUAUGGCGAUGAGUGCGUCGGAAAGGAACAUGUUAAUAAAUAAUAGAGUUGUAACUGCAAGGCAUAAAGACUUGGCAAGAUUAGAGCCUAUAUGCACGCCGGAGAUACCGCAGGGCGAUGCCGCCCGGCUGCCGAAUGGUAUUGCAUCUCAUUAUAACAUAAGAAAGGUCUCAUUGCCGCCUUUGCUUUUAGAAGAAGAGAAGAAAAAGGUGACUGUCGGUUCUGCUAAGAAACACAAUCUUAAAAGUAGGAAGUCGGUCUCUAGAGGGAUGUUUCAGUUGGACAGGGUGAAACAUAAUUGACUAUGCCAUUUCAAGAUUUUAUUAUUCAAUAUCUAAUUGUGGUUGGUGAGCCUUGCUGAA
This is a messenger RNA of Spodoptera exigua (beet armyworm), 1531 nucleotides long. The record is from the annotation of a GenBank genome assembly. Lineage: Eukaryota; Metazoa; Arthropoda; Insecta; Lepidoptera; Noctuidae.